Molecule: messenger RNA, 4625 nt
Organism: Corythoichthys intestinalis (scribbled pipefish)
Lineage: Eukaryota; Metazoa; Chordata; Actinopteri; Syngnathiformes; Syngnathidae
Gene: rars2
Product: arginyl-tRNA synthetase 2, mitochondrial
Exons: 20
Coding region: 123-1859 (578 amino acids)
Biological process (GO): arginyl-tRNA aminoacylation; mitochondrial translation
Cellular component (GO): cytoplasm; mitochondrion
Molecular function (GO): arginine-tRNA ligase activity; ATP binding
Source: RefSeq, a predicted model, not a curated record
AGGAAGUUUCCUCGACCAUUCAGAAGCGCCAAUGACAGACGUGGGGCAUCAUGUGCACAUUAGUAUUAUGAAUGUUGUAUAUAAAAUAUGUUUAACCCUAGCAUACAUCACGUACUAGGAUUAUGGCUUGUUUCUUUAGACGAAGAAUUGCGGCUAAGUUGGGUAAGACGUUGCAGCAGUCUGAUGACGUCUUCAUGCCUGCUUUGUCAGCUGUCCCAGUAUUUAAUAAACAAGAGACUGCUGAUUUGAGGCUCUCUAUUAGUGUUUUAAGAACUAAUGGUGUUUUACCAGUGAGUGGAGAAAUCCAGGCACAGACAGAACACUUGGCCAAUCAGCUGAAGCGGGACAGCGUGGUGGAAGACAUUUCAGCAGGAAGUGCUGUCAUCAACUUUAAAAUCGAUCGUAAACUCCUUGCCAAGAAAAUCCUGGAACCGUUUGGAACGGGGCACCAUGGCAAAAUCGAGCUUAAUAGUGAACUUUUUAAUUCCCUUAAGACUGGAACAACGUUAGUUGAGUACAGCUCUCCAAAUAUUGCGAAAAAGUUUCAUGCAGGACACUUAAGAUCUACAAUUAUAGGUAACUUCAUCGCCAACUUGAAGGAGUCUCUUGGGAAUAAAGUUAUUAGAAUGAACUAUCUUGGUGACUGGGGAAUGCAGUUUGGUUUGCUAGGAGCUGGUUUCAGCCAGUUUGGCAGCCAGGAGCAGUUGAAAGAAAAUCCUUUACAGCAUUUGUUUGAGGUGUACGUGAAGGUAAACAAGGAAGCGGAAUGCAAUGAGGACACGAUGCUGGCAGCCAGGGACUUCUUUCGGAAGCUGGAGCAGCAUGACAGUCAGGCUAUGUCACUAUGGCAACAGUUUAGGGACAUCACCGUGUGCGAGUAUCGGCACGUUUACGAGCGCUUAGGGGUCCACUUUGAUGUCUACUCAGGGGAGUCUUUUCACCAGGAAGGGGUCCAGGAGGUGGUAUCUCAGCUGCAGAACAAAGGCCUGUUGAAGACUACUAAGAUGGGGACAAGUGUUGUGGAUCUCUCAGCAGAAGACCAGAGCAACAUCUGUACUAUCCUCCGCAGUGAUGGGACAAGUCUUUAUAUCACCAGGGACAUUGCAGCUGCCAUUGACCGCAGAGAAAAGUAUCAUUUUGAUGAGAUGAUUUAUGUGACAGAUAAAAGUCAAACACAUCACUUCCAGCAGUUGUUCCAGAUCCUGCAAGCAAUGGGACAUUCCUGGGCUGACAGGUGUCAUCAUGUGCCCUUCGGCCUGGUGCGGGGCAUGAAGACUAGGAGUGGCGAGGUGGUCUUCUUAGAGGACAUUCUGAACGAGGCCCGAGCAAGGAUGCUGCACAACAUGAAGCAAUCAAAAAUGACAAAAGAAAUGGACAACGCAGAGGACACAGCACAGAAAGUGGGAAUCAGUGCGUUAAUAGUCCAGGAUUUUAAAGGUCCGCUGCAGGGGGACUAUAAGUUUGCCUGGGACAAGGUGCUGCAGGCUCAGGGAGACACAGGCGUUUUCCUCCAGUACACUCACGCACGCCUCUGCAGUUUAAUACGGAAAAACGACGACAUAGACGCAGCCACAUUCGAUCCGUCCUUUCUAACCGAGCAGUCAGGCAUCUCCAUUCUUCAGCACCUCCUCCGGUACGACGAAGUGUUGUACCAGUCGGCCCAGGAUCUGCAACCUAAACACCUGCUGAACUUCCUGUUGAAAUUGUGCCACCUGACUGCCUCGGCGCACAGAGAGCUGCCUGUUAAAGGGAGUCCACAGCAAGUAGCUCAGGCAAGGAUGAGACUUUUCAGCGGGACCUGCUCAGUUCUGGCCAGUGGGAUGAAAAUUCUUGGCAUUAUCCCUGUUGACAAAAUGUGAAUGUCAUUUUAACAAGGGAUGGCCCUGAAAUCAGAUCUUUUCAGAGGAUCGUAGUCAGUUGAAAAAGGAUGGGCUUUUUAGAGAUCUAUUUGUUUUACAUUUUUAAUGGCUCCAAAGCUUAAAAAAACAAAACAAAAAAAACAUCAUGUUCUACGAGGAGAUUGCCAAAAGAAAAUUAGUUGUAGUAACUGUCACUUGAAGCAAACGGGAAGAUAGCGUCAUCCAAGAGUGAUCAUGUCUGCAGUAUGGAACCAUUUUACAUUUGGAUGUCCUUAAAGGACAGACACCUAUGUCAUGUACGUCCCAGUAGAAAGUAUAUUAAUAAAAUGGAGGAAAAAAAGAAAUUUUCUGAUGUGAAAUAGUCAAGAAAAACAAAAUUGCCAGUAUUUCCAGCAAGUGGCCACCUGACACUUAAUCAAUGCUGGUACUAUUUAAGCUAAUCAAAUGCGACUAUCCCAAAAUGCCUGCCUCUUCUUGUGACAUUAAUACCUAUUAUCAUACCAAUCAUACCCAGUCUAUCGGUGUGAAUGUGCGUCAGUAUAACUGAUGUAACAAAAUGGCUUCACUCAGAAAUUUCUUUAACAUUUUCUCUAAGUCUAGGGAAAUUGUCCAUUUGCAUACCUAAAUACUUUGAGCAACCGUCUUUUACUUCAAGGUCCCUUUAGUUCAGGGCUGCCCAAGUCCAGUCCUCGAGAGCCCCUAUCCAGCUUGUUUUCCAUUUCUUCCUCCUCCAACACACCUGACUCAAAUAAUCAGGAUCAUUAUCAGGCUCCUGCAGAGCUUGCUGAUGAGCUGAUCAUUUGAUUCAGGUGUGUUCAAGAGGGAGACAUGGAAAACAAGUGGGAUAGGGGCUCUCGAGGAACGGACUUGGGCACCCCUGCUUUUAGUUCAUUGACAAGUUUUUGGAUCAGAAAAUUGACCUCUCAGGUAUAUAUCAAUCCAUGCGAUUCAAGUCUACCAGGUACUUUUUUUAAAAGGCUUAUAAAAAUUACAGUAGUACCAGGAGAUUCGAAAGAUUGGAUACAUGGAAAAUUCAUAUUAUGAAAUGUUUUCAAAGCUAUUUUUCUUGAUAUUCGGAAAAAUUAUUCAUCAUGCCAAAGAUAAUUCCCACUCGCAACAAUACAAUAAUUUAACUGUUUGACUAGAAAUGUAAACAAACCAAAUAUACAAUGUGUGUGUGUGUAUACAAUGUUGUUUUUGUUCAACGAUGACUAUAAUGAAAAUAUUUCGUCGACGAACAAUUUUUCAUGACGAUGACGAGCUAAAAACGUGUCUUGGGAGACUAAAGCAACAAUACGAAUGCCAGUUUUCGUCUGACGAGACGAAAAUGUACCAUAGUUUCCGUCACAUAUUCACAGUGUAUCAUAUUUGAUGGGUGGUUAGCCUGGAUCGUAGCAAGUGUCUGGUAACUUGUAGCGUUAGCAUAGCAUUCACAUUCGCGUUAGCUUUAGGCUAUUAUUAAUGGCGAACAUCCUCUUAAACUCUCGGACAAGUUUUUUUGCAUACAGUUCGUGGCGUCCAGGUGGUUAUAAUUGAAAAUAAUGUAGUUUUCCUUCUGAGGGUUUAUUACCCAUGAUAGAUUUGUGGAUGCAUGUAGAUGAUACAAUAUGUGCCCAUCUGUCAAUGUUCAUUCGAGUUUUCAUUUACGUAUAUUUGUAGUGAAACCGUUGAAUUGUACAGACGAAAAUAGCGAGUAAACGUUGAUGAAAACUAGAUGAAGACACAUUUUGAAAUGACUAAAAUAAGACUAAUAUGUAUUUUCGUCCAAAAGACUGACGACGACGAAAAUUAAAAGGGCUGCCAAAAACAACACUGGUGCUACACUAUGCUCAUGUACAGUGAUCCCUUACUUAUCGCUGGUAAUUAGAACUGACCACGUCGAGUAAAAAAGUAGUUAUAUUUACUAUUAUUUAGUAUUUUUUUUAGGUAAAUACGGUGUUACCUCUACUUACAAAAUUAGUUCUGGAAGUAGUUUCGUAAACUGAAAAUUCCAUUAGUAGAGACACGUUUUCCAUGUAAACGCCUUAAUCCAUUCCAAGUCCCCCACAAUUCAGACAUAAAUCUUUUAUAAAGCAUAAAAAUGCAUCAAAACAUGUAAUACACGUUACUAUUAUAUUAUUGAACAAUAACAAUAAAAGUUGUGAAAAAUGUAAAACAAAACAGUUAAUACACUCACAUAUGUAAGAGUACGCUGGGAUACACACAGAUUGUCAGAUCUUCAAAACGGACGGAAAAAAAAAAUGAUAUCCCUACUUUUAAGAGUUUAUUAUUUUAAAAAAUCAUUUAAAUUAAGUUUUGAUUCAUUUGUAAUGACAGCAGCAGGGACAUAAGCGCUGCUUGACAAGUACAAUUCCAAAUGUGUACAUUUGAAUCUUCAGUUAACACAAAAUGACUUGUAAAUAAAAAGUGACAUUUGUAGCUAUGUACAACGUCAUGUCAUUUCAAGUAUGAAAAGAAUUCUAAUACAUUCACAAUUGAUGUAUUUAACUUGGGCUGUGAAGCCAUUUUGUCCAUCAAAGAAAAACAACACUCAUCACCAUUGCUCAAUGAAUACAGUAUUUGACCCUUUAGUAAAUAAAUCAAUGACAAAUGCAGAUAUUGGUCCUGAACGUGUUUUAAGCAGUGCAACCGUUGAGGUUUUAACUGAACAGCGUCUCCACUUCAACAAAAUCUUCACAGGUUUUGUUCAGUCUUUACAAUGACCCCCCUGCCCCCCUUUGAUUAGAUAAGUGGGGCUGCAGUGUUUUAUUUACACUUGGUGCAGAC